This is a messenger RNA of Merops nubicus (carmine bee-eater), 792 nucleotides long. RefSeq names its product POU class 2 associating factor 1 (gene POU2AF1). Bases 1 to 792 code for a protein of 263 amino acids. Gene Ontology annotation, cellular component: RNA polymerase II transcription regulator complex. The transcript is spliced from 4 exons. Gene Ontology annotation, molecular function: transcription coactivator activity; DNA binding; POU domain binding. The record is from RefSeq and is a predicted model, not a curated record. NCBI's taxonomy places the organism in Eukaryota, Metazoa, Chordata, Aves, Coraciiformes, Meropidae. Gene Ontology annotation, biological process: positive regulation of transcription by RNA polymerase II.
AUGUCACCUGUAUUUAUUCCUUUUAUUUUUUCCUCAGCUUCUGCUCCAGAACAGCAGCCUCAGCCUCGCCCCUAUCAAGGUGUCCGUGUCAAAGAGCCAGUCAAGGAGCUGUUGAAAAGGAAACGGGGAACUGUUCAUCAUGCCAGUGCAACGGCAGCUACAACGGUUGUUUUGCCCCAUCAGCCAGUUCCUUCCUAUUCACCAAUGGGCCAGCCUUGUGUCGAUAUGGAGGUUGCUGCCUCUGCACUACCUGGCUCAGAGGAAGGAGCUCUCUGUUCUGGCUGGAUCUCCCAGCCCUCUCCCACAACAUUACAGCCUUUAACUCAGUGGACCACUUACCCUGAUUACAUGUCUCAUGAAGCAGUCAGCUGCCCCUACACAGCAGACAUGUAUGUUCAGCCCAUGGGGCCCAGCUACACCCUGGUUGGACCUUCAUCUGUGCUGACCUACACUUCUCAGCCACUCAUCACCAAUUUUGCACCCCGAAGCACCACCCCUGCUGUAGUGCCUCAGCUCGAGGUGACGGAGCAGCAGCCACCUCUUACCUACUUCCCAUGGGCACAGCCCCUCUCUGCCCUGCCAGCCUCCACUCUGCAGUACCAGCCAGCCUCCUCCACGCUUCCCGGGCCACAGUUUGUGCCCUUGCCCAUCUCCAUUCCUGAACCAGCCCCCCAGGAGCUGGAGGAUGCCAGACGAGUCAUUGGCACGCUGCCCAUCGAGAAGCUGCUUCUAGAAGAUGAAGACAAUGAUACGUAUGUUUUAAACCAUGCUCUCUCUGUUGAAGGGCUUUGA